This is a messenger RNA of Entamoeba histolytica HM-1:IMSS, 1278 nucleotides long. RefSeq lists its product as uncharacterized. The transcript has a single exon. The record is from RefSeq and is a predicted model, not a curated record. Bases 1 to 1278 code for a protein of 425 amino acids. NCBI's taxonomy places the organism in Eukaryota, Evosea, Mastigamoebida, Endamoebidae. Gene Ontology annotation, cellular component: endomembrane system; membrane.
AUGAAAGUUGUAGUCAAACCACUUACUAAAUACAAUAACCAAUCUAUGACAUUUAAAAGUCCAAUUCUUAGAACAUUUAAACCAAUACCACAAACUCACAAUUUAAUAAAUGAAAAUAAUAUAACAACAACUACAAAUGAGUUAAAUUUCACACUUGGUUGUAUUCCUUAUUUUGAAAUUUCAUUUAUGAAACAAAUUGUUGAUCCUCAUAACAUUCCACCAGAAUGUGGUAUUGUUCAUUAUAAUGGAAUAAAAAAACGUAUUGCUCCUAUUAUUUUUCAUAAUACCUUUUGGUUAAUUAAAGAUUAUUAUACACCAAUUAAUGAUACUAUUCAAAACUUAAAUAUAUCAUUGAAAAUUACUUCUAUUUCAUAUUUUAAAAUGAUUAUGAUACAUUCACUUGGUCAUUCUUUUUCUAUUCAUCAACAUAUGGGAACAAUGGUACAUGAUGAAAUUGAUGAAUUUAAAAGAGUUUUUAUGGAAACAAACAUUAUACUUUUAGUUAUAACAACAAUAGUAUCAACUCUUCAUACUAUUUUUGAUUUUCUUGCUUAUAAAAAUGAUAUUCAAUUUUGGUCAAAACGAAAUAAUUUUGCAGGAUUAUCAAUUAAAUCAAUCUUUGUUAGUCUUGGGAUUGAAAUUAUUGUAUUACUUUAUCUCAUUGAUAAUGAUACUAGUUUCCUUAUUUUAAUAUCAAAUGGUGUUGGACUUCUUAUUACAUUAUGGAAAUUAACAAGAGUUUUUACUUUGAACUUUAAAGAAAAAGGUUCGUUUAUUCAAUACAAAAACCUCUCUUAUCAAAAUUCUAAAACAAAAUUGUAUGAUGAUAUUGCAUUAAAAUACCUUGGAAUUGCUUGUAUUCCUCUUUGUAUUGGAUAUGCUAUUUAUUCACUUUAUAAUAAUGAAUUUAAGUCUUGGUAUUCGUAUAUUCUCUCAUUAUUAGUAGGAGUAGUUUAUACUUUUGGCUUUUUACAAAUGACUCCUCAACUUUUCAUUAAUUAUAAACUUAAAUCAGUUGCAAACUUACCUUGGAGAGUGUUUAUUUACAAAUUUUUAAAUACUAUCGUUGACGAUUUAUUUGCUUUUAUUAUCAAAAUGCCAACUCUUCACAGAAUUGCUUGUUUCAGAGAUGAUAUAAUUUUCCUGAUAUAUUUAUAUCAACGCUGGAUUUAUCCAGUUGACAAAAACAGAAUGGAUUCCUUACAAUGGGAAGAUGAUGAACCAAUGACUUUAAAGGAUGAUAAUUCCUCCUCAAAUUUCCAUGAAAAGCAAGAAUAA